This is a messenger RNA of Xenopus tropicalis (tropical clawed frog), 3895 nucleotides long. It is a transcript of the gene cfap57, whose product is annotated as cilia and flagella associated protein 57. The transcript has 23 exons. Gene Ontology annotation, cellular component: cilium; axoneme. The record is from RefSeq and is a predicted model, not a curated record. The coding region runs from base 124 to 3804 and encodes 1226 amino acids. Lineage: Eukaryota; Metazoa; Chordata; Amphibia; Anura; Pipidae.
ACAUUACCCGUCAUUCCAAUCGGCCAAGUCUCUAACAUGUGGAGCGUCCCUGUAUCCAUGGCAACAGUCAUAUACAGCGAGUUCUGAGCGCACCGAGAGAGAUUUCUUGCUUAAUCGGUCAGCAUGUCGGUGAUUGUUGCCCAGUCUCACUACAUCUUUGGCCUUCGAUCUCCUGUAACUAAUAAUAUUUUUUACUUUGAUGAACAAACUAUCAUAUUUCCAUCGGGUAACAACUGUGUUAAAUAUAACGUAGACCAAAAAUGGCAAAAAUUUAUUCCAGGCUCAGAGAAAAGCCAGGGGAUGCAAGCAUUAGCAAUCAGCCCAAACCGCCGUUACCUUGCCAUGUCUGAGAAAGGUCUGGAAAAAGCUACAGUCACAAUCUACGAUUUGGCUUCUGUGCCAUUUAAGAAGCGCAAAGUGCUAAGUGCACCUGACUUGACAGCACAUGAAUUUGUUAGCAUUGCGUUUUCCCCAGACUCCAAAUAUUUAGUGGCACAGUCUGGGUUUCCAGAGUGGCAAAUUAUCUUCUGGAUGUGGGAAAAACAAAAAGUAAUGGCAACUGUUAAACCAGACUCACACAGUAAUCCUAUAUACCAGGUGAGCUUCAGCCCCCAGGACAAUACACAAAUCUGUACUACAGGGCAUGGUGUCUUCAAGUUAUUUCGCUAUCUAGAAGGUAAUAUGAAGCAAACCAACUUUCAAAAGGUAGAACCUCAGAACUUUCUUUGUCAUACAUGGCUGUCUGAGGAUCGUGUCAUCUGUGGGACAGACAAUGGAAAGCUUUCUCUAUGGGAAUCUGGUGAUCUACGUUGGGAAAUAAACAUUGGCAGCAAAUCUGGGCAAACCGACCAUGAAAAACACAGUGCCUAUUCUCAAGAGCUUCAGGUUACCUCUGCAGAACAUGCAGCUCCAGCCCCUGUUCGCAUCAAUGCAAUUCUGGCCUACUCCAAAGGUUUCCUGUGUUCUGCAGGGCCUGGCAAAGUCUGUAUGUUUGAGAAGGUAGAAGACAAAGAUUUUUAUAAACGGAGCCGUGAUAUCAGAAUUCCUCAAGAUGAGUACAGCACUGACCCCACCCAAUCUGAACAGCAGGAAAUUGUGUGCAUGUGCCUUAGCCCAUCAGAAGAGAUGGUACUUAUUAGCACUAAUAAGGGUCAGUUAUACAGCAUUGCCCUGUCUUCUGCUGAAAUUAGUAAGGGUGAGGAUGCCUACUUUGAGUAUCUGACUGAAUCCUGGCAUUCUUCAUCUAUUACUGGGCUUAGCAUCUGUGUCCGCAAACCCCUAAUAGCAACCUGCUCACUAGAUCGCUCAGUGCGUAUUUGGAAUUUUGAAAACAACACUUUAGAACUGUAUAAAGAAUACCAAGAGGAAGCUUACAGUGUCUCUCUGCACCCUUCUGGAUUAUACGUACUUGUGGGCUUUUCUGAUAAACUACGUUUUAUGAACUUACUGAUUGAUGACAUCCGAUCAGUCAAAGAAUUCACUGUUCGAGGCUGCAAAGAGUGUGCUUUUAGCCAUGGGGGACAUCUCUUUGCUGCAGUGAAUGGCAAUGUAAUUCACAUUUACUGCACAGCAACCUUUGAAAAUAUCACUAACCUCAAGGGUCACAAUGGAAAGGUGCGGUCAGUUGCAUGGAGUUCAGAUGAUAGUAAGCUUGUGUCCUGUGGUCUUGAUGGGGCUGUUUAUGAGUGGAACAUUCUUUUGGGUAAAAGGGAGUCUGAGUGCGUUCUGAAAUCCUGUAGUUACAGCUCAGUGGCUAUGUCAUCUGAUUCCAAAACCAUCUUUGCUGUUGGAUCUGACCAAACAUUAAAAGAGAUCAGUGAUUCUCAGAUUAUGCGUGAAAUCCCCUCCUUUGAUGUGACUUAUACAGCAGUGGCUGUUUCUCAUUCUGGUCGAAUGAUUUUUACUGGCACAUCAUUAGGAACUAUCAGAUCCAUGAAGUACCCUUUACCUCUGCAGAAGGAGUUCAAUGAAUAUCAAGCCCAUGCAAAGCCUGUGACCAGAUUGGUUGUGACCUUUGAUGACCAAUAUCUCCUGUCUGUGUCUGAGGAUGGAUGUCUGAUUCUGUGGAAAAUAUCUGAUAAGGAGGGCCGUGGGUUAAAACGAGAUAAAGAGGUGGGGUAUGCAGAGGAGGUGCUGAUCACCAAGUCUGACCUUGAGGAAAAGAACCAAGUGAUGUUGGAGCUAAAGACACGUGUGGAGGAGCUAAAGAUGGAGAAUGAGUAUCAGCUACGACUCAAGGACAUGAACUAUAAUGAGAAGCUGAAGGAGCUAACAGAAAAAUUUAUUCAAGAAAUGGAAGUACUAAAAACUACAAACCAGAUUUUAAAAACUGAUUCUGAGAGACAAGAUAUUAAACACCAAGAAGAUGUGGCAGAGCUGCUGGAGAAACAGUCGAGAGAAAUACAGGAUCUGGAAACAUCCAAUAGCCAGAAGUUGCUUCUGGAGUAUGAGAAAUACCAGGAGCUGCAACUGAAAUCGCAGCGCAUGCAAGAAGAGUAUGAAAAGCAGCUUCAUGAGUUGGAGGAGAGUAAGAUCCAGGCCUUAGAAGAGAUAACCGAACACUAUGAAGCAAAAUUACAGGAGAAAAUGUCUGUUCUUCAGCUGACUCAGGAUGAAUCCCGUCAACACCUUAGAGAAUUUGAAGAGACAAAGAAGCAGAUUGAAGAGGAUGGGGACAGAGAGAUACAGGAUAUGAAGAUAAGGUAUGAGCGACGUCUGAGGGAGGAAAAGGAAUCUUCACUUCGUUUGAAAGGAGAGAGUGGCAUCAUGAGGAAAAAGUUCAGCAGCCUGCAGAAGGAGAUUGAGGAGCGUGCAGCUGACAUUGAGAAGAUGAAAGCUGAACAGCAGAAAUUGCAAGGAGUUAUUAAAUCCCUUGAAAAAGACAUUUUGGGGCUUAAGAGAGAAAUUCAGGAAAGGGAUGAGACCAUACAGGAUAAGGAGAAAAGAAUAUAUGACCUUAAGAAGAAGAAUCAAGAAUUAGAGAAAUUUAAAUUUGUGCUGGAUUAUAAGAUUAAGGAACUAAAGAAACAGAUCGAGCCAAGGGAAAAUGAGAUAAAGGAGAUGAAGGAGCAGAUCCAGGAGAUGGAGUCAGAGUUGGAGAGAUUCCACAAACAAAACUCACAACUGGAUUUAAAUAUUGCUGAACUGAAACAGAAGCUUAAAGCCACAGAUCGUGAGAUGCAUAAAGAGAGACAGAAGGUCCGUGAUAUAGAAGCUGUUGUUAAAAGAUUUAAGACUGACCUUCAUAACUGUGUAGGCUUUAUCCAGGAGCCCAAGAUGCUGAAAGAUAACAUCCGGGAGCUGUAUUCUAAAUACGUGCAAGACAGUGAUGUAGCAGAAAUUGUUGGCGUUGAUGCUGACAUACAACGGGAAUAUGCCCGUCAAAGGGAGCACCUUGAGCGCAGUCUGAGCACCUUACAGAAGAAACUUGCAAAAGACACUGAGAUUCAUCGCACUGACAAUGUGCGAGUCAUGCAGGAAAAUGUUACCUUAAUAAAAGAAAUUAAUGACUUGCGUCGAGAGCUUAAACUCAGUCGCACAAAGGUCCAUGACUUGGAGGCCAUUCUGGGGUUAAAUAAAAAGACUCGUAAGAACAAUGCAACAGAACUCAAAGUAUCUUCCAGUGAAGGCUUGCACCCAGUUGGAGUUUUACGACUUAAUUCAGAAGAAGAAACAGACAGGAUUAUUGACAUGCAGAGACUGGAAAUCAAACGCUUAAGAGAUCUGAUACAGUCUCAAGAACUCACACAAGGUGUCAGGCCACCCUCUGUGGGAAGAUUACCUGCACUGACCAUGACUACUUGAGCAUACUGCAUUUGUUGCAGGCAUCACAAUGUUUAUACUGACUAUUUGAGAAGAAAUUAAUAAUAAAUUACAUAAUACUGUGGUGAUUGUA